AUGCAGGAAGAAUUUGAAAUGUUCAUGAUGGGAGAACUGACAUAUUUCCUUGGUCUACAAGUUAAGCAAACUAAAGAUGGAAUUUUCAUUCACCAAUCCAAAUAUUGCAAUGAUCUGCUAAAGAAAUUCAAAAUGCUGGACUACAAAGAGGCUUCAACUCCUAUGGCAACCAACUGUUACCUGGAUCUUGAUGAAGCCGGAAAGUUUCAAUCUUCACUUAAAGAAUCACAUCUGACAGUUGUAAAAAGAAUUUUAAAAUACCUCAAAGGAACCAAAAGUCUAGGACUAUGGUAUCCAAGUGGUACAAACAUUUUUCUAGAUGGUUACAAUGAUUAUGAUUUUGGAGGUUGCAAACUAGACAAAAAAAGAACCAGUGACACAUGUCACUUACUUGGAUCAUCCUUGAUCUCUUGGCAUUCAAAGAAGCAAGCUUGUGUGGUCUUAUCUACCACAGAAGCUGAGUACAUAGCAGCUGAAAGCUAUUGUGCACAAUCCCUUUGGAUCAAAAGUAGAGGAUUAUGGUAUAAAACUAGAGAACAUUCCUCUGAAAUGUGA
Vigna radiata var. radiata (mung bean) is the source of this 555-nucleotide messenger RNA. RefSeq lists its product as uncharacterized. The coding region runs from base 1 to 555 and encodes 184 amino acids. Lineage: Eukaryota; Viridiplantae; Streptophyta; Magnoliopsida; Fabales; Fabaceae. The transcript has 2 exons. The record is from RefSeq and is a predicted model, not a curated record.